Dissoconium aciculare CBS 342.82 is the source of this 2607-nucleotide messenger RNA. RefSeq lists its product as uncharacterized. Bases 1 to 2607 code for a protein of 868 amino acids. The transcript is spliced from 4 exons. The record is from RefSeq and is a predicted model, not a curated record. Lineage: Eukaryota; Fungi; Ascomycota; Dothideomycetes; Mycosphaerellales; Dissoconiaceae.
AUGUUAGGGUUAGCACGAGUUCCUCUGUCUUGCCUCACCUUCCCGGCCGACAUUGCCGAGGGACGACGCGAUGAAGAUGAUGACAAUGUUGAUCGACUGUUACGCAUCUACAAGCUCGAAGGCUGUGACCGUGCUGAGGAACGUCAUUUUAUCAAGGGCUAUAUUGACGAGCCUGCACAGUCUGGACUUGUGCAAGAAAAGCCCAAGAAUUUUUCAAAUUUGCACCCCUCAAGCAUCCCAUUGAUUCCUUUAGCAAUUAGUUGCACCGAAGGACUCCAUCGUGUCAGGGCAGCCGAAAAGUUUCUAGACGCCCAAGACAAGUGGUGGGUGGUCAAGGUCUAUAAUAAGCAAGAUGCCUCCAGACAAGAGCUUCGGAAGGAUGCUCAGAUGUUCAUGAAUGAGCAACGGUUCUCUGACGGGUUCAUUAUGCACAGCAUCAUCUGCUGUAGGGCAGACAAAGAUAAAAACAGCGAGCAGAUGUGGUGGGCGAGACUCACGCGAACCAAAGAGUAUUAUCUUCGCCAGAUCCUCAAGCGAACAGCAUUUGCAUGUCUCUUCCAAAAAAUGCGUGCUUGGCCUGGAAUGUUCUCGCCUGUCAUGCUCGGUUCAUUCGAGCGACUCUUCUCCAUGAAAUGCGACGAGGCUAACAAAUGCCAGGAGCUAUGCAAUUACCUCGCCCACAUUAUCAAGUCCUGGGAAUCUAUUUUAGCAGGAACCGAGAACUCUCCUACAUUUCUACUAGAGGAAUCCAGCGUAAGAUGCUUGGAAGGGUUGGUGCCUGGUCUCUCAUCGGCAGACGAAGCUACAAUCCGAAGCGCGAUCCAGGAGGGCACUUGUUUUGCGGCCGCUAGCUCACAAGACAAGACCCGUAUACUCGCAAACCUUGAAAACAUCACCUACAUGGUCCCGAGCCUCCAUAUCUUCUUCGAGUCAUUGAAAUAUCUGAAACCAUGCACUGAUAUCAUCCGUACUCUUCUGCCGAAGAAAUCCAAACGCACAGUGCGAGAAGAGCUUUUCGCCGUGUAUCGGUGGCGGGAUCAGUCAUAUCUGUCGGUAGAAUACGCUCUUGGUGAUUAUCGUGAUCACCCCUCGGAGGGAAAAUUGCGAGACCGCCUACUUUGUUAUGAAAUGCUAUGGUUGGCUGUCCUCCGUCAAGUCGUCGAGCUGGGAAAUACUACUACUCGGAAAGAGCGCCACGAGCGUAAGCCAGUGGCUACCGAGCCAAGUCCAAUUCUCAACCAAGAGCUAGCAAGCUAUGCUUUCAGGCUGGGCUUCAAAACAUCCAUUGUCAGCAGGCGUAAGGACGACAAUGCUGCCGUUGCCGCUGCCCAUCAAGUUUUGCAGUCGAUGGGUGGCCCAGAUGAUCAAGAUCGGGAUCAGAUCGCCCGCGAUAUAGCUGUUUUACUCAAACGCAGGAUCGUCAAGUCACAACCCUAUGCGCCGCAUCUGACUCAGGAGUCUAAUCUCCCUGUGCAUCGGCGGUAUGGCCGACCAUUCACCGAUGAUUACUUGAGCAAUCAGCAAGUACUGUUCGUCCCAAAUAUCCACAUGGAGUCGCCUCCCAAGGCCGUGAGUAUUUCACCGUUCUUCUGUGUCAGUGAUAUGAUUAAGCACUUUCUUGGAAUAGAAAAGUCACGUUUGAAGACAAAACACCCGUUCCACAUCCUGCCCGGAAGACCCCCUUCGCAAGGUCUAGAAACUAGAUUGUCGCAGACUCCUCAGAACUAUGCCGAACUCCGGGCUGCUUUGUCAAGAAGUCAAACUGCGUUAUUAGAAUCUCAGCAAAAUGCACACAAGUCGGCUGACGAUCUUGCUCUCAAGACGCUUGAGUGCACGAAGUUACAGCAAGAACUGUAUGCCUUUCAACAACGUGUCACCACGAGCCAUCAGCAAACGAGCCACGAGGGAGCGAUGUCGGGCUCCGGUGUCCCGCCGUUCAUCCAACGGAUUCGCGACUAUUGCCGCUCUCACCCAGUACCGCAGCAAUCGGAUUUUGAAAAUGGCUUACGAGUUCUAUACGGUGAAAAUCCAGAACCAACAAUCGAAGACUUUCACGUGGACUCUCGCCAAUGUGAAGAUUUCGCGAAAAGCGUUGGCCUGUGUACGGCAGAGAUCUUUCGAAACUACGAUUACUAUGCUGGGCACAAGGCAACUUUAAUCAUUCGUCGGCACAACGAUGAGGAAGGAAAAGAAAAAUAUGUCACGAAAAUUGAAGAGAAUGUCGCAGGAGUCAUCCUCACAGCCUGGAGGAAGCACGCUGUCAUCGUCCUAUGUCACCAUCACCUCGAGCGGGACUUCGUACAGGACAAGAUGCCAAACCCAUCAUCUACGCUUUUUGCGCUAGAGAAGCUUCGUUUUGUUCAUGAGGGAGAACUACUUCUCCGCAAGAGGUUCAUGAUUGAGGAUCGCCCUGUUGAUGAUGACCGAAGGAAGAUUCAUCUCGCGGGUAAUGACGGACAAACCCCUACUACAAGAUAUGUAGGUAGCUCGACGGAUAAUACUCAAGGGCGUCGAAAGCAAGAGAGCAGGCAUAAGCAUCCAGAGGAGCCGUCUAGCAGUGUGGCACGACGACAGGAUGUGGAAGUGGAAGAAGAUGAUAUACUAUGA